CUCUGGAGCUAUUUGACAGCCGCCAGGGAAGCCGCAGAGAGCGCGGAGGACCGCUGGGUGCCGGGAGGGCAGCUGGUCGAGUCCGGGCCGCCCGGAGCGCUGGGGAAGAGGACCCCGAGCAGCCCCUCCGUGUGCCGCCCGCGCCCCCCGGGGCCGAGAGCGCCCGGCCCCGCGCGCGCUCACCAUGCUGCUCCCGCGGCUCUGCUGGCUGCCGCUGCUGGCGGGGCUGCUCCCGCCGGCGCCCGCGCAGAAGUUCUCGGCGCUCACGUUUUUGAGAGUUGACCAAGACAAGGACAAAGACUGCAGCUUGGACUGCGGGGGCGCCGCCCAGAAACCCCUCUGCGCCUCCGACGGGAGGACCUUCCUGUCUCGCUGUGAGUUUCAACGCGCCAAGUGCAAAGACCCCCAGUUAGAAAUUGCUUACCGAGGAAACUGCAAGGACGUGUCCAGGUGUGUGGCCGAGAGGAAGUACACCCAGGAGCAGGCCCGGAAGGAGCUGCAGCAGGUGUUCAUCCCCGAGUGCAGCGACGAUGGCACCUACAGCCAGGUCCAGUGCCACAGCUACACGGGAUACUGCUGGUGCGUCACGCCCAACGGGAGGCCCAUCAGCGGCACCGCCGUGGCCCACAAGACGCCCAGGUGUCCCGGUUCUGUAAAUGAAAAGUUACCCCAACGGGAAGGCACAGGAAAAACAGUCUCCUUGCAAAUCUUUUCCGUUCUGAAUUCAGAUGAUGCCUCAGCGCCGGCAUUGGAGACUCAGCCCCAAGGGGAUGAGGAAGAUAUUGCAUCACGAUACCCAACUCUUUGGACUGAACAAGUUAAAAGUCGACAGAACAAAACCAAUAAGAAUUCAGUGUCCUCGUGUGACCAGGAGCAGCAGUCGGCCCUGGAGGAGGCCAGGCAGCCCAAGAACGACAACGUGGUCAUCCCCGAGUGCGCCCACGGCGGCCUCUACAAGCCGGUGCAGUGCCACCCCUCCACGGGCUACUGCUGGUGUGUCCUGGUGGACACCGGCCGCCCCAUCCCUGGCACGUCCACCAGGUACGAGCAGCCGAAAUGUGACAACACUGCCAGGGCUCAUCCGACCAGAACAAGGGACGUGUACAAGGGCCGCCCGCUCCAAGGUUGUCCUGGUGCCAAAAAGAAUGAGUUUCUGACAAGUGUGCUGGACGCACUGUCCACGGACAUGGUCCACGCUGUCUCGGACCCCUCCUCCCCAGGCAGGCUCUCGGAACCCGACCCUAGCCACACGCUGGAGGAGAGAGUGGUCCACUGGUAUUUCAAACUGCUGGAUAAAAACUCCAACGGGGACAUCGGCAAAAAGGAAAUCAAGCCGUUCAAGAGAUUCCUUCGGAAAAAGGCCAAACCCAAAAAGUGCGUGAAGAAGUUUGUCGAGUACUGCGACGUGAAUAACGACAAGUCCAUCUCCCUGCCAGAGCUGAUGGGCUGCCUGGGCGCGACCAAAGAAGAAGGUAAAGCUGGCACGAGGAAGCGGCACACCCCUAGAGGUAAUGCCGAAAGCACUUCUAAUAGACAGCCAAGGAAGCAAGGAUAAAUGACUGACACAUCCACGGCAGGUCCUAGACACGUGGCAGACUCCCUCACCAAAAAGCAAUUAAAAAAACCAAAACAAACACAUAGUAUUUGCACUUUGUACUUAAACUGUAAAUUCACUUUGUAGAAAUGAGAUAUUUAAACAGACGGCUUUAAUCUGUGAAAAUGGAAAGGCUGGCUUCAGAAAAUUAAUCACAUACAAUGUAUGUGUCCUUCUUUGACCUUCAAAAUCUGUAGUUGGUGGAGAUGUGUUUUGAAUGGAUUUAGGCUUAAUUUCUUCGCCCUACACAUGUUAACCUAGCAGAAACCUUGGCCUAAGACACUCUGCCUCCACCCCUGUUCCCCACCCCUGUUCCCCGCCCCGCCCCCCGCCGACCAGGGCGGUCACCGACAGUCCCGCCAGCGUGGCUUCGCUGGAAAUCCCCUGUCCUGGCAGCGUCGCUAGAUCCGUGUUGGAAGCUUCACGGCUCCGCAGAUGUUUGUAACCGACUGCUGUCCUCGUCACGCAGUUAAUGAAAGCAUGGGUUUGCUUGUUUCUUGGGAUUGCGUGUUGGUUGGUUUUCCUUCCAGAGUUCUCGCUCAUGUAAUGAGAUACCCAACCACUAAAGCAAUCUUCACAGGUAGUGCCCCGGUAGGAAAGAAUGUUUUUCAAACUCCUUUUGGUGCGCCUGCUUUGCCACUGCAAGCUUCUGUUUGAGUUUUGCCCUGGGCUCAGAUUAUUCAUGCAGUGAGUGCGAGAGAAUUCUUUCUGCCUUCCCGAGAGGCAGCGUGAAGGGGCCCGGGGAUCAGAAAAGUAAAUUUAAUCACGACCUGACCAAGCCAGUUAAACACGCUUGUCAGCCUGCCUCUCCCUCACACCGGGCCCCCACCCGCCCUGCGUGGUCCACCCGGGAGGGCCUGGGACGUGAAACUCUCACCUGAACAAGUGGUGAACCGUCUCCUUGAAGAAGGCGCAGCCAGGCGAGGGUGUGCUGGGUGUUGGUCUUGGCAGCCGGGGACAAAGGCCUGUGGGUCCCCCCUUCCCUGCUUCUUUCCUGGAAGCCUCAAGGGCUCAAGGACUUGCCGAUGGGAAACUCACCCGAGUGGGACUUGAGAAGGGCGGGUGAGGGGCUGAAUGCCCCCCUGUGAGCGGCAGAGCUGGACCCCAGCCUCUGUGAAGGCGCCCGCAGGCUCCGCAGGGCACUGGGGGACAGCCCCGGAGCUGGGGUGACACGCUGUGACGCUGUCUCAGCUCUGGCUUCUGGUUUGGAAAAGACAUCUUCACAACCCCAGAUCCCCCAGCACAUGUCCUGUCAGACGAUCUCCAUGAAUUUGCGUGAAGACGGUUCCUGAGGCGUCUCACUGAAACGGCACGAAAGUCAGAAGGAAAACUUGGAGCCACAGGACCGGCUCCAGUGUGUGUGGCCAUUGUUUAAGAAACAGUUAUCAUCCUGAAUUUGUUGGAUAAUCUUUUAUAUUUCUGAACUUCGAAUUUAAUCAUUUUUCUUAGAUUAAA
This is a messenger RNA of Hippopotamus amphibius kiboko, 3049 nucleotides long. It is a transcript of the gene SMOC2, whose product is annotated as SPARC related modular calcium binding 2. Gene Ontology annotation, biological process: extracellular matrix organization. The record is from RefSeq and is a predicted model, not a curated record. The coding region runs from base 185 to 1555 and encodes 456 amino acids. Gene Ontology annotation, cellular component: basement membrane. Gene Ontology annotation, molecular function: heparin binding; protein binding; calcium ion binding. The transcript is spliced from 13 exons. Lineage: Eukaryota; Metazoa; Chordata; Mammalia; Artiodactyla; Hippopotamidae.